AUGGAUUAUUGGCAAACGACACUGGACUGACUGGAGAGACACUCAUGGCAAACGACACUGGAUUGGUUGGAGAGACACGUAAGGCAAACGACACUGGACUGGCUGGAGAGACACGCAUGGCAAAUGACACUGGAUUGGCUGGACAGACACGUAAGGAAAACGACACUGGACUGGCUGGAGAGAGACGCAUGGCAAACGACCCUGGACUGGAGUAUCGACAACGAGCAGGACACGGUAAAAACAAGAUGCAAGAGAUAAAUUUGGUGAAAGGAAAUACUUAAAGGAGGCAACUGUGAUUGUGAAUGUGGAGAACGUAAAUGAGGUGAGAGCUGUGGAUAUUAUUAAAGCGGUGACGGACAAAUGUGGAUAUGGGAAAAUCUUAGCACUAAGGCCAAGACAAGGAAAGGAAUAUGAACUGACAAUGGAAAGAGAAGAAACAUGUGAUGAACUGACUGAGGGAUUGUUAAUUAAAGGAGUGAACUGUGAAAUAAAGAAACUGCAAAAUAGAGAUUAUGUUGUUUCCUUCAUGCACCUGCCCGUCUACCUUGAUGAUAAAGACAUUUUUAGAAAAUUGGAGGGAUGGGGAGUUAAUCCCAUAUCAAAAUUAAAAAGAAGAUGCUACCCGGGCACUGAAAUAGAGGAUGGAACAAGGUUUUUAAAAGUGCGAUUCCCCAAGGAGGUGGCAUCAUUGCCCUACAGCACAAAGCUGGAAACAGCAGAAGGGCCGCAGUACUUUAGGGUGAUGCACAGCCACCAGGUGAAGACCUGUAAGCUGUGCAUGAGCCCAGAUCAUCUGCUUAAGGAAUGCCCUGAAUUUAAGUGUCACAAGUGCGAGGAAAGGGGACAUUUUGCAAGGGAUUGCAACGCGGUCAGAUGCCCGGAGUGUCAAAAGAUUUUAAAUAAGUGUGAGUGUUGGAUGGAGGGAGAGGAAGGAGGUCUGGAGCAUCAGGUGGACGGACAGGUGCAUGAAGGAAACACUGAAGAGGAAGGAGAUAUUGAUGAAGGACAAGGGGAUGAAGGAUUACCACAGAAGGAAACAGAAGGAGGAACAGACAACCAAGAGAAAGAAGAAGAAGGAAAAAGUAAUGAUAUGGAUGAGGAACAAACAGUAGAACAGAAUACUCAGUGGACAGAAAUGGAAAUAUCGGACAGUUUUAAAAAUCUUUUGGAUAAUGUGGAGAGUGAUGGACAAGGAAUGCAUGAUAAAAACAAAGAAAUGGGCAGCGAAGAAGAAACAAGGAUGGACAACAUGGGAAAAGACAGAGGGGAAAGAGGACAAAGUAGAAGGAGAACAUUAAAGCAUGCUACAGAAGCACAGCAUGGCAGCAGAUAAAGAAAGAGAACAAACCAUGAUGAGAAGAAGUAGCAAUGGGAGGAAUGAAGAGGAGGAGCAAGAAGAGGUAAAGUCAAACAAGCAGAGAUCCAAAAUUUACAGGAGACAAGUAAAGUCACAGGGAA
Molecule: messenger RNA, 1458 nt
Organism: Carassius auratus (goldfish)
Lineage: Eukaryota; Metazoa; Chordata; Actinopteri; Cypriniformes; Cyprinidae
Exons: 2
Coding region: 422-1333 (303 amino acids)
Molecular function (GO): zinc ion binding; nucleic acid binding
Source: RefSeq, a predicted model, not a curated record